Elephantulus edwardii (Cape elephant shrew) is the source of this 1797-nucleotide messenger RNA. RefSeq names its product methyltransferase like 25 (gene METTL25). Bases 1 to 1797 code for a protein of 598 amino acids. NCBI's taxonomy places the organism in Eukaryota, Metazoa, Chordata, Mammalia, Macroscelidea, Macroscelididae. The record is from RefSeq and is a predicted model, not a curated record. The transcript is spliced from 12 exons.
AUGGCGGCUUCUAGCCCACUCCCGCAGACUCCGGACCUGGCCACGCUGCAUGCCAAGCUGCAGGGGCUGCUGCGGUUCUUAAAGGAUGCCCUUUCCAUUGCCAAUGCACAUACGGUAGACUUCUACACAGAAUCUGUCUGGGAUCAGCUGGUCGACUUGACCCCGGAGACAGUCCUGGCUACGUUGAGAUCAGCGGUAGAAGUAAGGCUCUCCGAGGCGCGCCCCCGCGUGGCAGAAGAGGGGCAAUCAGGUAUUUUUGAUUUAUCCAAAAUCUUUUGUGAAACUUCCCAUAAACUGAAAAGUGUAGAAGCCUUUGCUCUGGCUGCAAAACACUAUUCUCUACAAAACUUGGGAAUAUGUACUCCUUUUGAAGAUUUACUUGUAGCCCUUCAAGGAAAUCAGAAACAGAGAACAGGUGAAAAUGUGAAACCAGAUGAAUUUAUGAAUAUAAAAAAGUCUCAUGAAGUUCACGUAAUGUCCGAGCUCAUCGGCAGUGUUGCUGACUUUUGUGAAAUAAAGCAGGUAAUUGACCUGGGUUCUGGUAAAGGAUACUUAGGCUCCUUUUUGUCUUUGAAAUAUGGCUUAAAAGUUUAUGGAAUUGAUUCCUCAAAUGUCAAUACUCACGGAGCUGAGAACAGAAAUAGGAAAUUGAAGAAACAUUGGAGAGUUUAUCAUACUCGGUCAAGGUUAAAUGUCGGUGGACUUCCGUUAAAUAUGGCAAAAGAAAGGAAGGCUCGAGAUGAAAAUAAAUAUGAAGCAGAUACAGAGAAUAAGUGUAACAACAGUGCUGUAAGUCAAGAUACAUCUCCUUUGGGUCUUUUGCCAGAUUUUUCAGACUCUGUAAUUCCUAGUAUCAGAAAAGAAAUGGAAAGCCUGUAUUCUCAACCACAACAAGAAGAAAAUGUGUGUUUUGAAAAUUUUUUUCCUUUAAUAGACGUUUUACCUGUUAAUGCUGUAGAACCUACUUCAUCUCACAUAUCUAAAAGAGAUGUUGCUGAAGCAAAGAAAGAAAGAAGGAAAACAACAUCAAAGUCAAGUGAAUCAAGCAUAUAUUCACCUUUGACGUCCUUUAUCACUGCUGAUUCAGACCUGCAUGUCCUUAUUAAAGAUCUGGAGGAUUGUUUGAUGGUGGGCCUACAUACCUGCGGUGAUCUUGCUCCAAACACUCUGCGGAUAUUUACUUCUAAGCGUGAAAUCAAGGGAGUGUGCAGUGUUGGUUGUUGCUACCACCUCUUAUCUGAAGAGUUUGAAAAUCAGCAUAAAGAAUAUGGUCAAGAAAAGUGGGGAUUUCCAAUGUGCCACUAUCUGAAGGAAGAGAGAUGGUGCUGUAGUCGCAAUGCCAGAAUGUCAGCAUGUUUGGCUUUGGAGCGGGUUGCAGUUGGCCAAGGGGUGUCGACUGAAUCACUCUUUUAUCGUGCUGUCCUUCAAGAUAUUAUUAAGGAUUGUUAUGGUAUCGUUAAAUGUAAUCAGCAUGUUGGUAAAAUGUAUUCCAAAUCCUCUUCCUUUCUGGAUUAUGUCAGAAAGUCACUGAAGAAACUUGGAUUAGAUGAGUCCAAGCUACCAGAAAAAACUGUAAUGGACUACUACAAGAAAUAUAAGCCUAGAAUGAAUGAGCUAGAAGCUUUUAAUAUGUUGAAAGUUGUUCUGGCUCCUUGUAUAGAGACAUUGAUUCUUCUAGAUCGACUUUGCUACUUAAAAGAGCAGGAGGAUGUUGCAUGGUCUACAAUUGUGAAGUUAUUUGAUCCUGUGAAAUCUCCCAGGUGUUAUGCUGUUAUUGCUUUUAAGAAGCAGCAAUGA